Neltuma alba is the source of this 1017-nucleotide messenger RNA. RefSeq names its product mitochondrial uncoupling protein 4. The transcript has a single exon. NCBI's taxonomy places the organism in Eukaryota, Viridiplantae, Streptophyta, Magnoliopsida, Fabales, Fabaceae. The coding region runs from base 37 to 1017 and encodes 326 amino acids. Gene Ontology annotation, biological process: transmembrane transport. The record is from RefSeq and is a predicted model, not a curated record.
AAAUUUCAAAUCUUCGAUCCCUUUUCUGUAAGCGAAAUGGGUGUUAAGAGUUUUGUUGAGGGUGGUAUCGCGUCCAUUGUCGCUGGAUGUAGCACUCACCCGCUUGAUCUGAUCAAAGUUCGGAUGCAGCUUCAGGGCGAGCAAGUCUCUGCUUCCGUUAACUCUCACCACAUUCGUAAUCUUCGUCCCGCUUUUGCUCUUCCCUCACAAUCUCCUCCAAUGGAUGCUUCUUCCUCACUUGGCAUCGCAGCCCGUGGUUCCAGAGCCGGACCCAUAUCGGUUGGUGUGCAGAUUCUUCGCUCCGAGGGUGUUUCUGCUCUGUUUUCCGGCCUCUCCGCUACCAUGCUCCGCCAAACACUCUAUUCCACCACUCGUAUGGGUCUUUACGAUGUGCUCAAGCAAAAAUGGACCGACCCAGAUAAGGGAAACUUGCCCGUGGGCCGAAAGAUUGUGGCGGGGCUUAUUGCCGGGGGGGUAGGUGCGGCCGUCGGAAACCCUGCCGAUGUGGCAAUGGUCCGGAUGCAAGCAGACGGUCGGCUGCCGGUGGCUCAGCGGCGCAGUUACAGCGGAGUGUUCGACGCGAUCACGCGCAUGUCGAAGCAGGAAGGGGUGGCUAGCUUGUGGCGCGGCUCGGCGCUGACGGUGAACCGAGCCAUGAUCGUGACGGCUUCGCAGUUGGCGUCGUACGAUCAGUUCAAGGAGAUGAUUCUGGCGAAGGGGUUGAUGAAGGACGGGCUUGGGACCCACGUGACGGCGAGUUUUGCAGCGGGGUUUGUGGCGGCCGUAGCAUCAAACCCGGUGGACGUGAUCAAGACGAGGGUGAUGAACAUGAAGGUGGAGCCAGGGGCGGCGCCACCAUACAAGGGAGCCUUAGAUUGUGCUCUUAAGACGGUGAAGGCUGAAGGGCCAAUGGCCCUUUACAAGGGAUUUAUCCCUACGAUUUCAAGGCAGGGACCUUUUACGGUGGUGCUCUUUGUGACUCUCGAACAAGUUAGGAAGCUCCUCAAGGAAUUUUGA